Messenger RNA from Diabrotica balteata, 4802 nucleotides. The record is from the annotation of a GenBank genome assembly. Lineage: Eukaryota; Metazoa; Arthropoda; Insecta; Coleoptera; Chrysomelidae.
AGGUCAUUGUCCAGCGGUUGUUUUGUUGCGCACUUAAGGAAUGCGGCCACCUCUCCUACGUUGUUAUCCAAGGGUUGAGUGACACGCUUUUAUUGUUCGCGCGGAGUGCCUAACUGUUUUUACACAGACCUUGUCAUCUAUUGACGACUUCUCACUUCCAGUAUCAGUUGUGUCCUUGUGUCUCAGUGUGUGAGUCAAAAUGUUUUCGAAAAGGCGUAAAGUGCUCUCGGUGGAAGAAAAGUUAUCGAUAACUCGGGCAAUAGAGACAGGUGAAAAGCAAUCGGAUGUCGUUCGCCGUACAGGGCUGUCCCAAUCAACUGUGGCUACGAUAUGGAAAGACAGAAAAAAGUGGCUUGAAGCGGAAAUGGAGGGCGAUAGCAGGAAGAAGUUGCGGAAACCUCAGCACGAAGAUUUAGAUCGCGCUAUGCUUCAGUGGUUCCAGCAGCAGCGUAUGAGCCUUAUUCCACUUUCUGGGGCUGCGAUCAGGACAAAAGCUGACUUUUAUGCAACUGAGCUUGGAAUUGAGAAUUUCAAGGCAUCUGAAGGUUGGUUGAACAAGUGGAAGCUGCGGCACAAUAUCAACUACGGGCAGAUCAGCGGAGUAACUCGCUUUCAGUGCCGGAGGAGCUUACAAAUUUGCAAGGUUGUAAAAUCUAGAGCAAUGGAAUCUGCAAUGGAACAAUGUGAGGCCAAACCUCUAUCAAGUACAUUAAAAAUGUUUGACACUUUUAAAUCUCAGGAAGAUGACAAAGAGUCAGACGAGGAAAGUUUUCAUCUUCCGUUAUUAGGAUGUGAUGAUGACGCAGAAAACGGCAUGGAAAUAUCUGAACUAAACGACGAAGAUGAAGAUGCUAUACUAAAUAAAUUUGAUACACGCGAUGAAGGAAUGGAUGUGGAUGAAUGUAGUAACAAAGAAGACAGCGAUGUUUCUAAAAACAAUGUUGUAGAACUUGAAGUUAAACUUAGCGAAGAAGAGACAAAGUUAGAUGGUAUAGAUAAUUUAAACAAAGAUAAUCGGAUAGAUGAUUUAACUAAAGAUAAUGAAUUAUUAGGAAAUAAUGAGAUUUUAGAAGAGAAAAUAACAGAAAAUAUCCCUGAUGAUACCGAUACUAAAAUCGAAAAUGAAAAAAAUGAAACUGAGUCCGGUUGUGAAGAAGACUCGAAAGAGGCCAAUAUUGAUAAUUCUAAACUAGAGUGUAAUGAAAUUACCGAAGUAAAUAAAGACAUAAAAGAAAACUCUAUAGAAUAUGGCGUAGAAACUGAAAAUAAAGAGACUUGUUCAGAGGAUCCCAGCCCCUCCAAUGAUAAUGGUUUAGAGGAUAAGGAAAAUGAUUUAGAGGACAAUGAUAAUGAUGAUCAUGUGGAAAACAAUGAUGAGAAUCAAUAUUUAGAUACUAAUAAUUUAAGAGAAGGAAGCGACAAUAAAAGUGAUAAUGAUCAAAAUAUAGAUGCAGCUACCAUUAUUGAGGAUGAAGAUUCAGAAAAUACCAUAGAUCAAGUUAACGAAUGCAUACCUCAGGCAGACACUAUUCUAGACCAAGAACCUUCAAAUGACAAUGAUCAGAAGAGCGAUGUAACAGAAAAAAGCGAAAAUAAGAGCGAAAAUGAUCAAGAUGCAAAUACAGAUGCAGCUACCAUGAUUGAAGAUAACGAUUCGGAAAUGAGUACUGAUCAAGCUAACGGAUGCAUAUCUAAUGAAAAUAAUGUUUUAGACCAAGAACUUAUUAACGAUAUUACCGAAGAUGACAAAAUUGAAAACCUCGAUAAACAGGAAGAAAACAUCAACGAAAUUGAUGAUGAUCUUUGUAUAUUAGAAGAUGAAAAUGAAAGUAGUAAAGAUAAUAAUUUAAACUGUCCAAUUGAAGAAUCGCAAUCAGAUCUUACAGAACAUGAAAAGGUUACGGAAGAAAAUGCCACUGAAAUAACUAGUACACAUUCUUCUGUGAAGGAAAUUGUCGAAGAAAGUAAUAAAAUGGAUGAAACAAUCGAUAAUAUACAUUCUACGAAGGAGAUUGUCGAAGAAAAUAAAAUGGAUGAGACAAACGACAGUACACGUUCUUCUGUGAAGGAGAUUGUCGAAGAAAAUAAAAUGGAUGAGACAGACGACAGUACACGUUCUUCUAUGAAGAAGAUUGUCGAAGAAAAUAAAAUGGAUGAGACAGACGACAGUACACAUUCUUCUGUGAAGGAAAUUGUCGAAGAAAAUAGCAAACCUGAUGAGACAGACAAUGAUACACUUGUAUCCAAAGACCUCGAUGAUGCUGACAAAAAAAUUGAUCAUCUGGUCGAUAAUGAUACACAUACCAAGGAUGAUCAAAUAUCUGAUUCCAGCAAGGAUGAUCAAGUAUCUGAUUCUAUUAAGGAUGAUCAAGUAUCUGAUUCUAAGGAAUCUAAAGAUGAACAUCAACUUUCAUCAGAUAAUAAUGCAGAUUCCAAUAAAGAAAUUUCUACAGAAACUGUUGAUUCUAAAGCAGAAGAAGAAGAAGCUGAAUCCAACAAAGAUGAAGGCGAGAGUUUGUUAGAUAUUUCUGUAAUAAGAGACGUUGAUGAAGACAACGCUUCCGCCAUACGAGAAAUAGCUAUGAUACAAUUGCAGACCAUCGAAAAUGAUGAACAAGAGGAAGCAGUAGAUAAUGAUUUAGAGGAAAUGGAAGUAGAUCAAGAUGACAACUUAGCUUCAAGUGAUAAAGAGGAAAACAUUGAAUUUGAUGAAGGAAACACUAAUUCGUGUGAUCAAGAUAUGAGCAAUGCUGAUAUGAUCAGUGUUAACACUAGUGAUAGCGAAAAUAAAGAAAAUGAAGCAACUGAAAAUGAACAGAGUGAGACUGAAAGUCAUCUUUUGAGCGCUGACGAUUUGUCAGAAAUGAACAGCAAUGAUAAUUCCAUUUUGGACACAGAUACUAAGACUGAAUCAACUUUAGAUGAAACUCUUAAAGGGGAUAUAAAUGAACCCACAGAAAAGAUCCCCAGUACUGUUGAAGAACCAACUGAAUCUACUCCCGUCGGAAAACGGCCGUUACCAGAUAGUGAUAAUGAUAAUGAAACAGGAGCUACUAAAAAACUAAAAAGAUCUGAAAACGACCCCGUGCCCGAAAAAGAAAAAAGCAAAGACAAGACAAAGGCGAAACCAGGUGAAGAAAAAAAGCGAAAAAUUAAAACGCUUACCGCUUUUGAAAAAUACAUGAAGGAGAAAAAUUUAGGAGAGGAAACACUAACCAGGUCCGAUUUAGAACAGUUUUGUCUACAAAAAAUUUGUGAAGCAAUAAUUCAUAAAUCAGAUGCUGGAGAAUUACAUCAGAUUAUAUUAAGGCAAGCACAAAUAAUAGAUAAUUUAAGAAAAGAGGUUCAACAAAUCUCUAAGCAGGCCAAAGAUCUUGAUAUCGUUCAUAAAAAACUGAUGAACGAUAUUCGUAUUCAUGGUACUUCGAAACCGUUAGUUCCUUUGAAAAUUACACGGUCGGUAGGCUUACAAGUUAAACUAAAUGUUUCGGAAGACCCAAACAAAAGGAAGUCGUUCACAGUACCUGCAGCUACUAAUAAACCACCAACUACUACUCCAAAUACUGCUGCAAGUAAUGCGAUUCGUCCAAGAAUUGUUCAAAAACCUAAUAAUGUUCAAGGAGCGCAGACUCCUACAACCCCUGUCACACAGCGAAAAACACCUCCGGCCACAGCACCAAUAUUAUCUCAAGCUCUGCAAACACGUCCAUCACCCACGGCUGCAACCCCUACUUCCCCAGCAACUGCCAAACGAGUUGUUCCUUUGAGGAUAAAACCUAGCGAAGCUCAAAAGCCAUCUGCUCCAGGAGUAAUUGAUUUAACCGAUGAAGAUGAAAAAACGGCCAAACCAGUAGCUACAAAUAAUGUACAACAAAAACCGAUAAAUACCAAAUUAGGCACAUCAGUAAAACUGAUUAGUAAAAAUGUUAAUUUAAUUCAAAAGAAAUCACCCGCACAGGUCACGAAAGUUAAAAGCGCAACUAAGAUAAACACUAACCAACAGAAAACUGUCGCCGUUGGAAACUCUCCAGUAACAAAAGUUGCGCCCCCUCGAGGAGUAACGCCACAGACUGUUCGAGUAAGCUCAGCUCAAAUGAAGAAUAGCAUAAAUCUUCCUGCUGGUGUUGUAACAUCGCCAGCUACCACGCAAAUUAUGUAUGUCCUACCCCAAGGUGGGGUCGGAAAUAACACAAAUACGAAUGGUCCUAAGGCUUUGCUUGUCAAUUUCCCAAAUGGUGUCAUAACUUCAGCGCUAAACGGAUCGGCUGUAUCAGUGAUACCUUCCAAAACGACGAGUAAUUCGCAGUUAAGGCCCGUUCUUCCUAGAAAACACCCCGCGCCUUUACCACAUACACCUCCACCAGCAAACAGUUCGUCAGUGAAACCGUUGCUUCCCAAACCUCAUUUAACUAUUAAAAAAACUGAUACGGGUCUUAUGCUUCAAUGGAAAAUGCCAUAUAAUCUUGAUAGUUAUGAGGCAAUAGCAAGUUAUCAGUUAUACGCGUAUCAAGAAACAAGCGCUCCGCCUAGCACGGAUAUGUGGCGGAAAGUUGGUGAUAUUAAAGCCCUUGCUCUCCCAAUGGCGUGCACAUUAACACAGUUUGUAGAUAAAAAUAAGUAUUACUUUGCAGUGCGACCGGUAGAUGUUCUUAAGCGAAUAGGGUUGUUUAGCGAUCCAGAAGAAAUCAUUUUGUAAAAUAUAGUUAUUAAUUUAUAUAUAUUUCCUGACUAUUUAAUUAGAAAAAAUAAUUGUAAGAAAAUGCUUUUUUUAUUUAUGUCGAAUAAAUGAUUUUAAGGAAAUC